GAGGCUCCUGAUUGGUUGGACUUUGCUCCAGGGCUGGCAACCAAAGGGACAAUCCCUGUCAUGUUCAUUCUGCACCCCGAAAACCUCUAGAACAAGCCUUGUUAUUAGCUUUCAGAGGGGAAGUUUCUGCUUUAGGGAUAGAUGUUGGAAUUGUAGGACCUACAGCAUUUGAUCUCAUCAAAGACCCAAUCCCCUACUUUCUUCAUUGCCUUCCCUAAAGCAGACCUCAGUGAUCAUCAUGACUGACGUUCCUGGGACACUGAGCGGGACAGAGUGCAAUGGGGACAGACCACCAGAGAAUGGCCAACAGCAUAUCAGUCAAGCCAGCGAGGACAGAGCUGAUGCAGACGGGACUCAGCCAUACUACAAGGUGGAACCCAGUCUUGAAGAUUUACCCACAAGGAGAAAUCAAGAAAAAAGUGGACCCUCUAAAGAGAGCUUACUUCCCGAAGAGCCUGCAGAAAACCCAGAAGAGAACCUCUUUGUUGUUCACAAGGUCAUCAAAGAACUUUCUCUCCAAGAAGCAAGUGCUGAGGACAUGGCAUUCAGAGAAGGGCAUCCGUGGAAGCACAUUCCUCUGAGCAGCAGUGACCUGGAAGUGAGUACGCAGAAGGAAAGGAUUGCCCACCGACCUCUAGAGCAGAGAGAAGACGAGAACACUGCAUACCAGGCAGCAGAAAUUGAAUGGUUGGGGUUCCAGAAAUCUAGUCAGGUUGACAUAUUGCAUUCUAAAUGUUACGAGGAACCAGAAGUUUGGGAUGAAGAAGUUAACGAGGAAGACGCUGAUGACUGCAAUGAUGAUGAAGACGAAGUUCGAGUCAUAGAAUUUAAGAGAAAACACAGCGAAGGUUUUCAAUUAAAAGAGGAAAACCAUCCAAGCGAAGAUUCCCCACUAAGCAGCCCCAGCUCCCAGCCAGGGACCCCUGAUGAGCAGCCCGUGUUAGGAAAGAAGGGAGAUAUCUCUAGGAAUGUUUAUUCCAGAUACAACACGAUAUCCUAUCGGAAGAUCAGGAAAGGGAACACCAAACAGAGAAUUGACGAAUUCGAGUCGAUGAUGCACUUGUAAACCAAGCGGGACUGGGAAACAUCAUGAGUGCUCAAGAAAAGCUAACUCCGUUGUGCUGAGAAAACUUCCUCUGCCAUAUUUGCAAGAUGCGCAUGUUUAACGUCUUUUCCACCACAGAGCAACGUGGAAAUAACCAUAGAAAAAGUCAGUCUGGUAACAUCAAAUCAAAAGCUUUAGACUCAUGCCCGGGUGUUUGCUUUUAAAAAGUUAACUAAUAUAGCAGUAUGUGGUAAGCCUUGUCAGAGAGGCAAAUCUGUCAUGAUUUGGCUUCAAAAUUAGCAAUACUGAGACAAGUCAAGGGAAAGAGAACAGUUGAUGUGACUCUCCUAAUUCUUUCAGUGUCCUUCUUUCUUCAGGCCAAUAGGAGGUCUGGGAUUAAACUCCUCCUCCAUUAAACAUGGUUUUUUAUAGAUUCUACCAAUAACUAUUUUGCCUUUCUACUUAUCUUUUAAAAAAUACUGUAUCUUAAAUGGUUUUCCUUGGCACCUCCUGAGUGAAAACUCAACAGAUCGCCUUUCUAGGUGUCACCAUUCAGUGAAUUUGUUCACUAAAAGGCUGAGUAAUUGUCAGUCAGAAUUCUGUGUGCUAAGUGCUGGCUUUAUGCUUUCAAAAUGAAUUAAAUCCAUUGUGAAGUUGAUCCAGGGAGGGGCUAGAUGACCAGUGAGCCAUAGACUCAAGAAUUGUAUUGGAUGGCCUUUAUUUUUGUUACUGAAAACAAAAAUCUUGUCUAGUACAAUGAAAAUAAUUAAAAAUAAAAAAGUGGCAAUUUUAGCACAAUUUUAAGAAAAUGCCUUUACUCCAUUACCAUACUUUCUUGCAUUAACAGUAUUUCAAAACCAUCCUCUUUGCUUGGGAAUGAGAGACAAUGGCAGUCAUAACUGUAGUAGUUACUAUGAAAAUGGAAAUAAUUAACUUCGACUAUUUUAAAAGUAGGGUGUGAGCAUGUAUUUUUAGGGAAAAAGCUGAUAGUUGUGGGGAAUAUAUACUUUAUUGGACCAAAGCCUAAAUCAAGAAGCUUAAAAUUGCACGUGUGGAGCUUCAUGCGCACCCACAUGUCAAAUAAUGCAUUGAAUAUUUAUGAAAAGAGUAUAUUUAUACUCUUGGAUAGUUUAUUCCGCAAAUAUUCAUUUUGUGCUUCUGUGUAUAUUGCUCUGAACUUUCUGUUACUUCAGAUGAAAAUAUCGUUUGGCUCCAAAUAAAAGACAAUUCCUUAUUGUCUGAAUGUAAUACAGUCUUCAUUGUGCUAUUCGACUCUUUGUUUGUUUCUUUCUCAUUUGGUGCAAAGCCUGGGUGAGUCCUACUUAGACGAUUGCUUAUUUACGUGUACCAAAUCCCGCACAUUCCCAUGGCACGUCCCUUAAUUCUUCCUGGUCAUAUAAUAUAUUUCCAUUGUAUCAUAUAGUACUUUGGAGUAUUUAAAAGACUCAAGUUUUAAUUCAAUUCCAGUAAUUCUUUUAUUCUUCUAACCUAUCCUUUACAACCUGACCAGGUAAGAUCUGUUAUCCUUAAACUGUUGAGCCUGCUAAUUUCUUGUGGGACAAAUGUGAGUUUUCCACGUAAAAUGAGAAGAAUUCAGUCUUUUGAUUGAUAAAGUUGAGUAGGAGAUUGACGGACUGGGAUAACUUCCUGUUUUAAUGUAGAUCCUUUGAUCAUUCCACAAAGACAACCUGUUUGCUUUCAUGGAUUUCGGAUGAGACCUAUCAUUUUCGCUUAACUUCAAAACACUGCUUUAUGUAACAUUGCUGACCUAUCCACAGGUCAGUCUGUUUGUUAGAUGGAAUUGACAAGUUACCAUGAAGUUUGCGUGGAAUGAGUAGUAUAUGUGGCUAAGAGGCAUGACAAUGCUAUUAGCAUCUAUGGUACUCCAAAACCUUGAACUUUUUAGCUGUGUUCUCUUGCCACGCAAUUCACCGAUCAUCAAACAUUUUGUCCACAAAGAUGCUUGAUGUAUGGUCAACUGGGAAACCACUCAUGCUCAUGGACGUGGUAAUGCAGUGCCAGGAAAGCAUUGAUAACGUUCUUUGGUAUCAUUGCACAUUGCCACAUCCUAUCACAUACAGCAGGGCAAGAGUUAACACCUGGGUAAUGAGGUGGGCGGAUAUGUGGGUUGUGGUCAUCUGGAAACAGCAAAGGUCUUCUCCCUUUUGCAUGAGAUAUAUAUUGAUAUAUUUAAACUCAUCUGGAGCGCUAUUAAUUGACAACCAUGCAUGAAGGUUUACCUGAGAUUUUGCGAUUCAAGGUUCAGGGUGGUAAGACCUCUGGUACCUGACACCUGACGGGGAUUACAUGAAUGCUGGAAUUUCUUAAAUGACUUAAUUCUCUUUUGUUACCAGAUGAAUGGGAAUUAAAGACAGAUUUACUUCUUUGUAAAAAUUAAAUUUACCUUUCAUUUAGCGCAUAUAUUUGAAGACAUGGGAUUUGCCAAGUUCUAUCUGUUUGUAUCCAUCCAUCCACCUGUCCAUCUGUCUGUCUAUCCAUUCAUCCCAUCCAUCCGUCUGUCUGUCUGUCUGUCUGUCUAUAUAUCUGUCUAUAAUUUACCUAUCUACCUGC
Microtus oregoni (creeping vole) is the source of this 3616-nucleotide messenger RNA. It is a transcript of the gene Ermn, whose product is annotated as ermin. Bases 239 to 1066 code for a protein of 275 amino acids. The record is from RefSeq and is a predicted model, not a curated record. Gene Ontology annotation, cellular component: neuronal cell body; cell cortex; filopodium. The transcript is spliced from 3 exons. NCBI's taxonomy places the organism in Eukaryota, Metazoa, Chordata, Mammalia, Rodentia, Cricetidae. Gene Ontology annotation, biological process: actin filament organization; morphogenesis of a branching structure; regulation of cell projection organization. Gene Ontology annotation, molecular function: actin filament binding.